This is a messenger RNA of Caenorhabditis bovis, 1068 nucleotides long. Lineage: Eukaryota; Metazoa; Nematoda; Chromadorea; Rhabditida; Rhabditidae. The record is from the annotation of a GenBank genome assembly.
AUGGAAGAUCGUAACAUAACCGAUGCGGAUCGACAGUGUCCCGCGCAGGUCGACUACACCGGAAACGUGAAACAAUCCAAGGAUCUCAAGGAUCUCAAAGCGGGUGAUCAAAUCAGUAAAAAUUGGAAAGUGGUUCGAGCAAUCGACGCCGAGAAGGGCUUCAACACAAUCUAUGUUGCCGAGCACGUGAAGAAGAAGCAGCUGGCGGCGGUGAAGCUUGAAGCCAAGGGGGAGCCCAAUCAGUUGCUCAAAUUCGAAUUAUUCAUUUUGCUCAAAGUCGAGCAGAAGAAGUGUAAGCAGUUUUGCAAGGUUUACGAGAAGGGUAAUGAGCCUGGCUAUAACUGGAUAGCCAUCACACUGUGCGGCAAAAACCUGAGGGCGCUUCGCAAACGACAACCCGGUGGAAAAUUGUCAUUGGCUUGCGGUUUGAGUGUCGGACAACAAUGCUUAAAAGGAAUUGAGGAAUUGCAUAAACUCGGAUUUAUUCAUCGACACGUGGCACCGUCGACAUUUGCGAUCGGUCAUUACAACGGCUCAAAUUCGGAGGAGCUCAGAAAUAUUUACUUGCUCGAUUUUGGUUUUGCCCAUCAGUAUAUGAAACCCGAUGGGACUUUGAAGCCGCCGAAUCCGAAACCAUGGAAAUAUGUGGGAAGCUUGCGACAUAUGCCUCGAAGCGCGUUCAAAUGGGUGGAGUUUAGUCGAAUGGAAGACCUCGAAAUGUGGUUUUAUAUGACAGUUGAACUUGUCAAAGGCUGCCUUCCUUGGGUACAUUUGAGGGACGCCAAAGAGGUCUUCGAAUACCAGAAAUUGUGUCGAAAUGGGCUGCCGAUGAGGGAACUGCUUGGCGGAUUACCUGCGGAAUUUGUGGAUAUCAUGAGAAAUAUUGACAAAUUGUCAUUUAAAGAUGAGCCAAACUACACCGAAAUUUAUGGUCUUCUGACGAAUGCAAUUUUGUUUAGCGGAAAAUCGGAGUUUCCCUAUGACUGGGAGGCGCAGGAAAUUGACGAAUUCAAAAAUCCGCCAAAACCUGCUCCUGCCGAGGAGGAGAAGAAAGAUGAAAAGAAAUGA